AUGAUGCGUUAUCUUCUUCCCCUGGCUCUCCUUAUCGGAUCAGCCAACGCUUUCCGCGGAUUGCCAAGUCUUCCUGGAUAUCUCACUGCAUUUGGAUCAAGUGCAGGAACUUCAUCUGAAGAGCAAGGAAACGGACGAUUUUAUAGUCGCGGAUUGAGAGUGAAGACAUACCCAAGAACCUAUAAUGGAUUGGAGUCACUUACAGAACCAAAAGAGAAGGAUCCAGUGCUUGCUCAAAUUCGUCAAAACGUGCAAUUGGACAUUCAGAAGAUCAGUGACGAGGUUGGAUUGGUCUCCCGACAAAUCUCGGCCAUCUACAACAAUCACACGAUCAGCAACGAGGAGAGAAACAAUGCCAUUCAACUCUUGACUGAGAAACAUCCAAAGAUCGUGCCAGCUGUCCUCAACCUGAUCGGAAAACUUCAUAAGAUCAACACCAACAAUUACAACACCGCUCGUUAUAACAGAUUUUGA
Messenger RNA from Caenorhabditis briggsae, 474 nucleotides. The coding region runs from base 1 to 474 and encodes 157 amino acids. The transcript is spliced from 3 exons. NCBI's taxonomy places the organism in Eukaryota, Metazoa, Nematoda, Chromadorea, Rhabditida, Rhabditidae. The record is from RefSeq and is a predicted model, not a curated record.